Brassica oleracea var. oleracea is the source of this 1119-nucleotide messenger RNA. Its product is annotated as probable mediator of RNA polymerase II transcription subunit 36b. The transcript has 7 exons. Gene Ontology annotation, molecular function: RNA binding; rRNA methyltransferase activity; histone H2AQ104 methyltransferase activity. Lineage: Eukaryota; Viridiplantae; Streptophyta; Magnoliopsida; Brassicales; Brassicaceae. Gene Ontology annotation, biological process: rRNA methylation; box C/D sno(s)RNA 3'-end processing. Gene Ontology annotation, cellular component: small-subunit processome; nucleolus; box C/D methylation guide snoRNP complex. The record is from RefSeq and is a predicted model, not a curated record. The coding region runs from base 61 to 990 and encodes 309 amino acids.
AAUUGCUUACGACGUCAUUUAACUCUCCCUUGAAACUUGUCUCUUCCUUGUCAAGCAAACAUGAGACCUCCUCUAACUGGUGGACGUGGUGGUGGUGGGUUCAGCGGUGGGUUCAGUGGUGGACGAGGAGAUAGCUCUGGAGGUAGAGGUAGAGGAGGAGGAAGAAGAGGUUUUGGAGACCGUGGACGCGGCAGAGGCAUGAGAGGAGUACGUGGUCGCGGAAGAGGAGUACCUGCUCGCGGAGGAAUGAAGGGAGGCAGCAAAGUGAUUGUGGAGCCACACAGACACGCUGGAGUGUUCAUUGCAAAGGGUAAAGAAGAUGCUCUUGUUACUAAGAACUUGGUUCCUGGUGAAGCUGUUUACAAUGAGAAGAGAAUCUCCGUUCAGAAUGAGGAUGGAACCAAGAUUGAGUACAGGGUGUGGAACCCUUUCCGUUCUAAGUUGGCAGCUGCUAUUCUCGGUGGUGUUGAUAACAUUUAUAUCAAACCUGGUGCUAAAGUUCUAUACCUUGGUGCUGCCUCUGGAACCACAGUCUCCCAUGUAUCUGAUAUUGUUGGACCUGAGGGAUGUGUUUACGCUGUUGAGUUUUCUCACAGAAGUGGUAGAGAUUUGGUGAACAUGGCUAAGAAGAGAACUAAUGUUAUUCCAAUCAUUGAAGAUGCCAGACACCCUGCUAAAUACAGAAUGCUCGUAGGCAUGGUUGAUGUUAUCUUCGCUGAUGUUGCUCAACCAGAUCAGGCUAGGAUCGUCGCUUUGAAUGCAAAUUUCUUCCUCAAAACAGGAGGUCACUUUGUUAUCUCAAUCAAGGCUAACUGUAUUGACUCAACAGUUCCAGCAGAAGCUGUGUUUCAGAGCGAAGUGAAGAAGCUGCAACAAGAGCAGUUCAAGCCAGCAGAGCAAGUGACGCUUGAGCCUUUUGAGCGUGACCAUGCCUGCGUCGUUGGUACCUACCGUGCGCCUAAGAAGGCCAAGGCUGCUACUGCUGCUUAGAAAGUUCAGAGAUUUAUUUUGGAUUUGUUUCACUCCUUUUUUGUACCUCAGAUUUUGCUUCUAUCUUCCUCCCUUUAGAAUCAGGCUUUAGGUUUUUUAUCCAAGUUUUGAGUAUGUAUACUUUUUGAA